Molecule: messenger RNA, 2099 nt
Organism: Cynoglossus semilaevis (tongue sole)
Lineage: Eukaryota; Metazoa; Chordata; Actinopteri; Pleuronectiformes; Cynoglossidae
Gene: henmt1
Product: HEN methyltransferase 1
Exons: 9
Coding region: 98-1351 (417 amino acids)
Biological process (GO): RNA methylation; siRNA processing; piRNA processing
Cellular component (GO): cytoplasm; nucleus
Molecular function (GO): O-methyltransferase activity; RNA methyltransferase activity
Source: RefSeq, a predicted model, not a curated record
GGAUACACUGCGUCGUUUGGAUUCAACGUUGACGAUUGUGAACAGCGCGCUCUAACGGCUGGCGGCCGUGUGGUUGUUUGCUAAUGGGAAAUUAAAGAUGGAACCGCUUUUCCUACCGCCGCUUCACAGGCAGAGACACCAGUUUGUUGUCGACUUUGUCAAACAACACAAACCCCAAAAGGUGGUAGACCUGGGGUGUGGUCAGUGUGAACUGCUGAAAAAGCUGAAGUGGUUUCACCGUGAAAUUGACCUUCUGGUUGGAGUGGACGUUAAUGGCACCCGAGUCAAGAAAAAAAUGCAUGGAUUAGCUCCGAUGCCAGCUGACUACCUUCAGCCCAUUGAUGACCAGCUCAGCAUUGAGCUGUACCAAGGCUCAGUGACACAGAGAGAUGCCCGGCUCAGAGGGUUUGAUCUGGUCACCAGUAUAGAGCUCAUUGAGCACCUCACUCCUGAUGAUGUGCAGUGUUUCUCUGAGGUGGUUUUUGGUUUCAUGAACCCAGCGGCUGUCAUUAUCAGCACACCAAACUCUGAAUUCAACCCACUUCUCCCUGGACUGUCAGGGUUUCGGCACAGUGAUCACAAAUUUGAGUGGACCAGAGCUGAGUUCCAAUCAUGGGCUCUUGAGGUGUGUUUGAGGUUUGGUUUUGAGGUGGAGUUCACAGGCGUUGGCACUGCACCAUCAGGGCUUGAGAGCGUCGGCUUCUGCUCUCAGAUUGGUGUAUUUCACAACCUUAAAGGAAGAAGUGGUCACAACUUUUAUUGUGACGAUGCAGAGGAUGAAUUUCCAUACACACUGAUGUACAGUGUGAAAUAUCCAAGCAUGAGAGAUAACAACAUCCUGCGCAGGGUCCUGGUCGGCGAGGUUCUAUGUUGGACACAGAGACUGAGGAGCAGAUGGGAGUCGGACAAAAGCUUUGAGAGGGACAAAGAUUGUACAUGGAAUGAGGGCGAGAGAGGAGGAAAUGAUUGUCUUUCAGUGCAGCAUGAGGAGGCGAGAGAAGAGCAGACAGUGUGUGGAGCACAGGUGGCAGAGCCAGAGUUUGGCUUCAGUAGAGAUUUGUUCAGAGAUCAGAGUGGGUUUUUGUCUGUGCCUCUGAACCUGUUGUGGUCUCACUGCCCCAAAGUUGGUGCCUUGAGUGGAACUCUGGAGAAUCUCAGGCAUCUGCUGAGUGAUGAGCCCAGUGUCAAAUUUAGCCAGGAUGGCGAUGCUGUGCUUAUACAGCUCCAGGAAGAAGAAUCUGAGGAAAAAGGGGAGGAAGAGCAUGAUGACCUAGAAGACAGCAGAUAUGCUGAGGUCAGAGAGCACUGCGGCACUCCUGAGCAAGGGCAAGACUGGGAAACAAAUGUUUGAUUAGGAGGUUGCAACUUGGUGUCCAAGACAAGUAGGUCACUCGUUAACUUAAGAAGCUGGCAUCAUUCUGAAAUGUUGUUUUGACUGUUAAAAAAGUGAGGUUUCACAGCACUGUGCACAGGCAUUAGGCGGGUAAUUACGUUAACUAUAUAACAUUUUUUAGGUCUGUUUCAUUUCAAAUGUUUGAAGCAAAUGCAGAACCAGAAGCUGUUUAUUUCUGUAGUUUUGAGUUUUUGUUUGCGUUUGAGCUUCAUAAAUAAAAGUUAUGUUCAGGAUAAUGUGGUAAAACUCAGCUCUACUUGUUUUUCUGUUGCAGUCUGUUCCAUAUCAACUGCUCUAGUGUAUUAUGUAGUGUGGUAGGUUAAGAACACAAGCGGGCUUUAGAAGAGUUUAAUUCAGUGCAAGGUACACAUUUGAAGCAUCCGGUCCACUUGUUAAGGAAGCAAAUGUUUGGUCAAAAAAUACCAAAAUCUGUGACAGGAACCACUGGACAGUGUUAGGACAGCGCAGAACGUCACGCUACAGGAAAAUACAUUUUACAGUUUUAUACAUAACAACAGCUUCACAGAAGAGAAGAAGCAACCAUGUUUGUAACAACAUGUUAGGUACCAAGAUGAAUAUACCUGUGUCACACAGGUUGAACUGAUUUAUAGAGACAGAAAUAGCCAUAGUAGCACUAAACACCAUCUAUGUAGUGGGAAUGUCAUUUCUUUAAACAAAACAUGUUGGCAAAUAUAUGGCACAAUAU